Molecule: messenger RNA, 633 nt
Organism: Parnassius apollo (apollo)
Lineage: Eukaryota; Metazoa; Arthropoda; Insecta; Lepidoptera; Papilionidae
Source: the annotation of a GenBank genome assembly
AUGGAAGAAGAUAAUGAAACACCAUCCUCUUCGACUUUAAAGUCAGCAAGUAAGGAAAGAAAAUACGUGCAAAAAUUUAAAACUUCUUGGCUGGAGCAUCCUGAUUUUAAGACUUGGCUGAAGAAAUCUGAUAAAGGUGAGACAAAAGCUUACUGUAAAAUAUGCGAUUGUGAUCUUGUAUGUGGAAUGUCCGAAUUACUUAAACAUAAAAACAGUGCUAAACACACCAAAAAGAUGGCUGUUAUUUCGCAAUGUGGAAGAAUGUCAACUUUUUUGAACAAAAAUCAGACGCACGCUACUAAUGUAUUAAAAAUGGAAUUAAAAAUGUGCGGCUUUCUUGCGAAACAUGAUCUACCAAUUUCUUUAGUCGAUGAUUUUGUAUCGCUGUUGCGAAACUUGUUUCCGGAAUCGAAAUGUUUAGAUGACGUGCAUCUAGGAAAACAAAAAGCAACAAAUAUUUUACGUCAAGUCACAGGAGCGACAUAUAAACAAGAAGUGAUUGAUAUCAUGAAGAAUAGCUAUUUUAAUAUAAUAAUAGAUGAAACAACAGAUCUGUCUGUGAAAAAACAGUUGGCUAUUAUUAUAACAUUUUUUAAUAGUUUGACAAAAAAAAGUAGAAUACAGAUUUUUUGA